Molecule: messenger RNA, 2379 nt
Organism: Apiotrichum porosum
Lineage: Eukaryota; Fungi; Basidiomycota; Tremellomycetes; Trichosporonales; Trichosporonaceae
Exons: 6
Coding region: 1-2379 (792 amino acids)
Biological process (GO): regulation of DNA-templated transcription
Cellular component (GO): nucleus
Molecular function (GO): zinc ion binding; DNA-binding transcription factor activity, RNA polymerase II-specific
Source: RefSeq, a predicted model, not a curated record
AUGGCAGACGACGUAACCCAGGACAUCGACGACGUAACCCAAGACAUCAACUCAGACAUGCCCUCGGACAUGCCCCUCUACGACGGCGCGCCCACCGAGGCCCCCGACGCCGGGGCUGCGCUCACGACCCUCUUUGCCAGCGCCCAAGAGUAUCCACACCUCGACCAACACCUCGACACCCACCUCCAACUGGCCAUCGACCCAAGUCUCGGCGAGGCGGCUGACGCGGCGCGCGCUGCCGGCGCUGGUGCGGAGGCUGAGGGUUCCACAACCAACGAUACACCCACUGGCGCAACCCCAGGCCGUCCCGGCAUCGACCCCGAUGCGUCCGGCGCCGACGCAGUGACGAGUGGUGGCGAUGCUAUCGCUGCCGACCAAGGAGCCGAGGGUGGUGGAGGCACGCAAGACGUCAACCCGGACGCACCCCCAGCCAAGCGCAAGGCGACGUCGCGUGCCAACAUGCUCACUCGUGGCGGUGCGUGCGAGUUCUGCAAGCGCCGCAAGCUCAAGUGUACUGCCGAGCAGCCCCAGUGCCAGCAGUGCAAGCGCAGUGGACGCGAGUGCGUCUACUCGCAAAAGAAGCAGCGGAGCCGAGUCCGCGUCCUCGAGGACCGGCUGCAGGAGCUCGAGCGCAGGCUCGACGACGAGCGCCAGGCAAACGACGAGUCGCCCGCCUCGGGCCAGCGCCAAGCCGGUCCCGAGUCUGCCGGGACCUCUGGCCCCGCCGCCGUCUUCUCCGCCGAGGGCGUGUACAUUUCGCCCGAGUCGAACGUGACGCCGUCGACGGGUGUGGACAUGUUCUUUGGCCUCGGUGAGCUGGGCACGCUCUCGGACCCAUUCUUCAAGCGUUCCGAGCCCGACCUGAUGACGCUCGCGGACGCGGCCGCGGCGGACACGGACCGGACGGUCGCCGCCGCGCCUUGGGAAGGUAUGACUCCGCGCGAGGUCGCCAUCGAGCUCGUCAAGGCAGUCGUCGAGAACCACAAGGGUGUAGGAGAGAAGAUUAUGGCCCAUCUGCUGCACCACGUCUUUGCCCAGCACCCACACCCUCGAAUGGUCCACAACCUCGUGUCGCCCAGCUUCUUCUUUGCGCGUCUGAGCGGACAGACAGGCCAACCACCUCAUCCAGCCCUCAUUGCAGCCCUUCUCCCGAGCCUGAUGGAGCUCUCGCCGAGCCCGACUCUCAACAACCGCGACGCGCUGGCAGCCGUGUGUGAUGCCGUCAUGGAGCCAUCUCGCCGUCUGUCGCAGCACGCCCUCUCCUCGCUCGACACGCGCGGCAUCGACCUCGUUGCUGCCGCGGCGCUCCGGGCCAACGCGCUCGCCACCGUCGGCCGGUUUGUCGACUCGUUCACCGAGGUGUACUCUGCCGGCGCGCUCGCUGCCAGUGUGGGACUGGGCAAGCUUGGCGGUGUCGCCGAGGCGUUCUUACCACCAGACAAGCGGCCCAAGGACCGUGCCGAGAGGAUGGCGCGUGAGCAGCGUAUCCGAUACAUACGCAACAAGAGCGUCAUCGUGCCACUGCCAGUGGACGCAAACGAGGUGGCGGAGAGGAUCAAGCUUUUCUGGAGCGUGUACCUGUGUGACCGGAUGAACGCCAUCGGCUGGAACAUCCAAGGCGUGGUUCAAUAUGACGAGAUCACCACUCCACUGCCAAAGGACAAGUAUGAUACUCCCGAGGCGUUUGCAGACAACACGACACUCGACGACUGGGUGUCUGGCCGCUCGAACGGCUCCCCAGACGAGUCGGCCUUGUGCUCAUACGUCAAGGCCAUGACGAUCGUGUACGACGCAUCCCGCCUGCUCGACACCUCUCCGUUUGUGGCCACCCUAGAACGGUCCUCGCGGCUCAUGCGCGCCGCCAAGCGCCUCGCCGCCACGAUGCGCCCGUUCACCCCCACGUCGCCCGCCGAGGCCAUUUCCACCUCGUCGUUCAACAAGCCGUGGUUUGCCCUGUACACGGGCAUGCUGCUGCUGUACGCCAAAGAGGAAAUUGACGCGCCGUCGCCGUCCGAGGAGAUGGAGGCGCGCAACAAGAUGAUCGACGCCGGGUUCAAGAUGUGCGCGUGCAUCCAGGCAGCCUACGACGCCGGCGACACCGAGCUGGCCGGCUACGACAUUGCCGCGCCGACCAUCUGGUUUAUGACGGGCCGCGCGUUCCACCACCUCGCCAACCGCAUCGAGGGCGACGAGCCCGAGCGCGCUGCCGAGCUCCGCCGUAAAGUCACGUUCAUCGUCGAGGCGAGCAAGAAACUCAGUACCCAACUCAUGCUCGCGGAAGUACACGCCCAGAUGCUCCACAACGUCACCCUCGACGCCGAGGUCAUGCUGGGCGAGUACCUCCGCCCCGACAAUGUCGACUUCAGCGGCAGCCUGUAA